AUGUGCAAGCACCUCACGCUGCAGGCGCUGGAGGAGAUCCGGGGCGGCAUCUUGUCGGGGAAGCGCGUGGAGCUGCCCAGCGCCCAGCGCCAGCACCUGGAGAAGGGCAGCCCGCUGAUCAGCGAAGUGACCUUCGACGCGAGGCACCGGCCGGUGUCCACCAACGUGACGCGGCACUUCCAGUCCCAGCGGGUCAUUGCGCCCCACCUGGAGGUGCGGCUCCAUGCCUUCCUCACGCUGAAGAAGGCCACCCCCGGCUCCAAGUCCUCCGCGCUGGUGGUGAUCCUGGACUCUGAGUCCAAGCUGUCGAUCUACUCCCUGGAGAACGAGGCUUUGUUGGAGCGCUUCGACCUGGGGCACAGCGGAGAGGUGAAGCAGCUGGAGAUGUCACCCUCCCAGGAGAACCAUUUCGUGGUGACAGUGGGUGACGCAGGCGACAUUCGCGUCCACAACAUCAAGAUCAUCGCCAAGAAACAGAAAGCAGACGUGAAGGACUCGGGCCAUGAGGAAGAAGAAGCGCCCAAGGGCAAAGACAAGGAGUCGCGCACGCUGAACGUCACGGCCAGCCUGGCGUCGCAGUUCACCCUGUCCCCUGGCGCUCUCGAGGAGGCACGGAAGCUGAACGUGGUGCUGCCCAUCGAGCGGGGAUCCCAGACCUUCUUCAUCGCGGGGGACUCUCUCGGGGGCAUCUCCGUCUUCUUCCGAAACGGCACCAUGCGGGGUCGCGUGCGUGUCACAGAGGACCCUGGAGGCGUUAAGGGCCUGAUCCGGGCACAGGGGCAGCAGCAGGUGCUCUUCUACAGCAGCCACGCCUUCGGCUUCUUUAGUCCAUCGCAGGUGGACUUGCAGUACCCUCCGUGCACUGGCUGGAACAGCCCCCUCUACGAUCUUGCCAUGGAGCCGGGCUAUUCGACCGGACGAGUGCUGCUGGCGCUGCAAGACGGCGAUGUCUUAGUCUACGCCACCACCCGCGGCAAGAGCAAGGCCUGCGACCUCGCGCUGAAGUUCCCCCAUGUCUCGGUGAUGCCUUUCAAGCUCCACAGCUUCAGAGGUCAUGUGAUGGCGCUGCCCACGCCUUUGGAUGACAUGGAUAAGAAGGAUGACUACCUCCGGGAGAUCUUCUUCUUUAACAUGGCCGCCAUGGAAAAUGGCUAUGGCUCCGCCCCGUCUAGAGCCAUCACCCUCCAGGCCUCCUUCAAGCCCAAGCAGCCGGAGACCUUGGCCAUGCUGGGCCAGCCCUCCACGGGCUCGGGGCCAGGCGGUGACAAGGCCAAGAGUCAGGUGGCCAUCAAGUUCAAAGGCGUCAACGGCCUGGAGCUCUUCGACCUCACCUUGAGGACGCCGCCACCGCCCAAAGCUGCGGCGGAGACCAACAAUUCUAGCAGCUGGGACCUGUCGAACAUCCUGAACUGGUUCCCAAAGGUGGGCGUCUUUGGCAUCGCGCUCAUCGGCGUCAUCUUUUGGAACAUCCGGAAGGUCUCCAAUCAGAACACCGGGGGGAUGGAAGCCGAUGACUUCGACGAAGAGCUGUUCAAGGAGAAGCUCCGGGAGCGAAGGGCCAAGCGCGGAGCCCCAAACAAAAAUCCCCGGAGCCCGGCGCGGGCGGUGAGCCGAGGACACGUCCAGUCGGUUUUGGCCUAUGUGUAG
Effrenium voratum is the source of this 1647-nucleotide messenger RNA. Lineage: Eukaryota; Dinophyceae; Suessiales; Symbiodiniaceae. The record is from the annotation of a GenBank genome assembly.